Molecule: messenger RNA, 1206 nt
Organism: Pediculus humanus corporis (human body louse)
Lineage: Eukaryota; Metazoa; Arthropoda; Insecta; Psocodea; Pediculidae
Product: tripsin, putative
Exons: 8
Coding region: 1-1206 (401 amino acids)
Biological process (GO): proteolysis
Molecular function (GO): serine-type endopeptidase activity
Source: RefSeq, a predicted model, not a curated record
AUGGCAGGGAAAAUGUUUUUUUUUAAACAUAUAGUAUUUCUUAUAAUUUUUUUCGUUAAAACAUGUUAUUGUAUUUUUGAAAAUUGUGAUUAUUAUCAAGAUUUACAACCGAAUAAAAUUUAUCAUAUUUUUUCACCUGGUUAUCCCGAAAAUUAUGUACCAGGUACGAAAUGCCGAUGGUAUGCAGUUGCUCCUGUUCAAAAUAAAAUUUCUCUUCAAUGUGAAGUUGUUAAAAUUCCCGUCAGUGAUAACUGCAGACAGGAUAAAUUUGCUGUGUCUCUUGAAGGAAGAAUCGAUUUGAAAGAUGUUAAAUUUUACUGUGGGGAAGGAACAUUAAACGUUACCUCGGUUGGAAAUAAAUUAAACGUUAUCCUUUGGUCUGUAACUAACCAAGUGGGGUCACUUUUUUGUACCGUAAAAAUAAUUCAAAACGAGUCACCAGUUAAAAAAUGUAUUUGUGGUCAAAGAAAUUCGGUUAGAAUAGUCGGAGGAGUUGAAACAGGAGUAAAUGAAUACCCGAUGAUGGCCGGUUUAGUAGAUGGUAAUUUAAGAGUUUUGUUUUGUGGUGGAACAAUUAUAUCUAAUUUUUACGUAGUGACAGCAGCUCAUUGUGUUUGGGACAGGCAAGCUCGAAGUUUAGCCGUAUUGGUUGGGGAUCAUGAUAUCUCAGUAGGGAAUGAUACGGACAGUGCCAAACUUUAUCGUGCUUCUUCGAUAAGGGUUCAUCCACAAUACGACACGGCAAAUCAGAAAAACGAUAUAGCUUUAGUAAAAAUUAAAAAUAAAAUUUCUUUUAACAUGCGAGUAGGUCCAGUAUGCCUACCAUUUAAAAAUAUCGAUAAUACAUUUGUGGGGGAAAAAGUGUAUGCUUUAGGUUGGGGAGCAACAAGUUUUGGAGGACCGACUUCAAACAAAUUACUUCACGUUCCUUUAGAUGUCAUUUCCGUAAAACAAUGCAGGCCUUCGUACGGUGAUUUGGUAUCGAAACGACAAAUUUGUACUUAUGGAGAAAACAAAGAUUCUUGUCAGAGUGAUUCUGGUGGCCCAAUUUUAUGGACCGAUCCAAGUACGGGUGCAUUAAACCUUUUGGGUUUAGUAAGUUACGGGAUUCAAUGUGGGACAACACAUCCGAGCGUUAAUACAAGAGUUUCAUCUUAUUUAAAAUGGAUUCAAACAGCAACAGGAGAAGAAUAUUGCGUUCUUUAA